Molecule: messenger RNA, 1863 nt
Organism: Debaryomyces hansenii CBS767
Lineage: Eukaryota; Fungi; Ascomycota; Pichiomycetes; Serinales; Debaryomycetaceae
Gene: RFA1
Product: replication factor A subunit protein
Exons: 1
Coding region: 1-1863 (620 amino acids)
Biological process (GO): DNA repair; DNA replication; DNA recombination
Cellular component (GO): nucleus
Molecular function (GO): DNA binding
Source: RefSeq, a predicted model, not a curated record
AUGGCCGAAGCAUAUGGACUUUCGUCAGGAGCUUUGAAAGGAAUUCUUUCAAAAACGGAAAGACAAUCGUUCGAAGGAAAACCAAUUACAGUUCAGGUCACUAAUAUUAAAAUAAUCGAUCAAUCACUCGAAAAUGGUAACGGUGAUUCAGCAGUCAAAUAUCGGGUUUUGCUUAAUGAUGGAGCGUAUUCGUUACAUGGAUUGAUUACCAGUGAAUGUAUUCCUUAUUGUGAAGCUAAUGGAUUUAAAAAAACAUCGGUCAUAAUUAUUAAAGAUUACAGCUUGGUCACCACUCAGAAACAUAUUAUGAUUAUUAAUAACUUGGAAGUGAAGUUUCAAACAAGUAACAAAUCCACAAAUACAUUGAUUUCAUGUGAUUCGUAUUAUGCUGAGCACCCUGAAGACGAUUAUUUAGAGUUGGCUAAUAAGAGCCAGAAGUUAGAAUCUGCAGAGUUAAACCAAGCCAAAGCACCUCAACAACAGCAACAACAACCUCAAAAGGCAAGCACUUUUCAACAAAGACACGUAAAUGCUAUUGAACAAUUGUCGCCAUAUCAAAAUCAAUGGGUCAUUAAGGCCAGAGUUUCUUACAAAGGCGAUAUUAGAAAGUGGUCUAACGCGCGUGGUGAAGGUAAAUUAUUCAAUGUCAAUUUCUUGGAUGAAUCUGAUGAAAUCAGGGCCACGGCUUUCAAUGAUUUGGCAGAAAAGUUUUACCAGGAAUUGGAGGAAGGCAAAGUUUACUAUAUCAGCAAAGCCAGAAUUCAACAAGCCAAACCACAAUUUUCUCAUUUGAGCCAUCCUUAUGAAUUGGCGUUGGAUAGAGAUACAAAUGUGGAAGAAUGCUUUGAUACCACUGAUGUGCCAAAGAUUCAUUUCAACUUUACCAAAUUAAACCAAAUUGAAAGCUGUGAGCCAAACUCAAUCAUUGACGUAAUAGGUGUUUUGAAGGAAGUAAAUCCAGUUUUCCAAAUUACUGCUAAAUCUACAGGAAAGCCAUUUGAUAGAAGAAAUAUCACCAUUGUGGACGAUUCCAACUUUGCAAUUACAGUUGGGUUAUGGAAUAAUACAGCCGUUGAUUUCGACACAAGUGAAGGUUCAGUUAUUGCUUUCAAGGGUUGCAAAAUCCAAGACUUUGCUGGAAGAUCAUUGACAUUGACCCAUGCCGGAUCGAUGAUGGCGAAUCCUGACACAGCUGAGGCAUACCAGUUAAAGGGAUGGUUUGAUAAUCAAGGUGUAAAUGAAAAUUUCAAAACUUUAAAGAACGAGAACAGCUCGAACCAAAAUUUAAUUAAUAAUAGAAAGUCUAUAUUACAAGCUCAAGAAGAAAACUUAGGUAUGAGUGAAAAGCCAGAUUUCUUCAACAUCAAGGCAACUGUCAAUUUCUUCAAAACAGAAAAUUUUUGCUACCCAGCUUGUAACAAUUCAUUACAAUCUAGUUCUCAACAACCAUCUACAACAUGCAAUAGGAAAGUGGUUGAGCAACCCGAUGGAACCUGGAGAUGUGAAAAAUGUGAUAUAAAUUUCAACGAGCCUCAUUAUAGAUAUAUUUUAAACUGUUCCGUUAUGGACUCUUCUGGGCAAUUGUGGAUGACUUUAUUUGACCAAGAGGCUAAUAAGCUAUUCGGAAAGACUGCAGGUGAAUUGUUAACUUUGAGGGAACAACAAACUAACAAUGAAAAUAAUGUAUUUCAAGAUUUAAUCAAUGAUAUUACCAUGAAAGAAUUCAACUUUAGGUUAAAGGCUAGACAGGAUUCUUACAAUGGUGUUGUAAGAGUAAGAUACCAAGCGAUGACUAUCAAUGAUGUUGACUUUAAUGCCGAAUGUGAACAUUUAUGUUCAGAAUUAGAUUCCAUGUUGCAUUAG